Molecule: messenger RNA, 1569 nt
Organism: Zophobas morio
Lineage: Eukaryota; Metazoa; Arthropoda; Insecta; Coleoptera; Tenebrionidae
Exons: 13
Coding region: 85-1530 (481 amino acids)
Biological process (GO): polyamine biosynthetic process
Source: RefSeq, a predicted model, not a curated record
CUCAAGGUCAAGUUAGCAAAACCUUUUUACGGGAACUAUUUUGCAAACCAGUCAACUUUAUCUCUUUGGAGAGAAAUCUCACUAAUGUUAGCUUUAUUGGCAUUAUACUGGAAGAGAAAGUCAAACGGAAGAUUCGAGUUUUUGUCCGUUUAUUUAGGUGCUUGGUUGAUUUUUAUUGGAACUUUUCGGACAUUUUUCUUCGUGGCUUUCACUAAGUUCAGUGAACUUUUUAACUUUUACAGAAACCCAUCAACAGGCGUCUUCUUUUUAGGGCUGGUUACAAUUUGUCCUCUUCUUUCCACUUCUAUGUUUUUGAUUUUAAGAAGAGCCCAUAUAAUGAUGACUAAGAAAGCAAAAACCCAAAAGAAUUUUCAGCACUUUCUUAUUACUACAAGUUUUUUUUUUUGUUGCGCCUUCUUUCUUUUGGUAAAGAGGACACUAUUGUUUUCAUUUACCUCGCAAUUCUCUGUCUGGACAUGUUUUAACUGCCUCGGCUAUUUAUCUCUCACUGGAGUCCUCUUCGAAUUAAAACAUAAAAAAUUAACUUUCACAACUAUACUUUUUUUACUCGCCAGCAUUCAUAUUUACUUCAAAAAAUUUCAGGGCUUUCAAGACGAUUACCGAGUGUUGGCUGACAUUCAAGGGGAGGACACUUCCUUGAAAGUCGUUCAAUUUCUGCACGACAAUUUCACUGUUCGUCUAUUAAAAGUCGACCACUCUCACAUUGGUGGAGAGUAUGUUAAUUUACAGUUGUCAGCCUUUUCAAUCUUCCAUCUUCAAGAAUCUCUCUAUUUAGCUCAUCGAUCUCCGCAGCGUUUUCUUUCUAUCGGAUUGGGUGUCGGUGUUGUGGCGGGAUUUAUGCAAAGACAAGGCCUUCAGGUAGACGUCGUCGAGUUGGAUCCUCGCAUCGUUGAUCUUGCAACCACUUACUUUUCUUUUUUCAAAAAAGAUGCCGCUUCUGUUAGAAUAUAUAUUGAAGAUGUGGCGAAGUGGAUUAGAAGGCCGGAAGCAGAAACGAAUCGUUAUGACUUAAUUCUUCAUGAUGUCUAUUCUGGUGGCUUCGUGCCUCCGAAUUUAUUCACUAGAGAAUUUUUAUCGGCUAUCAGGAGUCUUCUAAGCGACGGAGGAAUUUUUUGCGUGAACUACUUCGGAUUUGUGAAAGGAGAAAAAGCCGUUGAUAUGCGCUUGCUUACCGCCACACUCCUCUCUCUAUAUAAAUUUGUGAGAUGUUUUGGCGAUGAGCAUUUACAGGCGACUUCUCCUUCAAAUUAUAUCUGCUUGGCUUCGAAUAAAUUCAUAAAGUUUCGAAAGCCCGAUCACAAGUUUUUCAAACAUUCACUCUAUCAGGGUCUCGCAACUUCCAUUGAGCAGUACGAAUUUCAAAUCGCUACUAAUUUUAGCGAAGAUCAAAUUAUCACUGAAGAAAAUUGUCAGCGGUUUUGGAUAAGCCAAAAAAACAGCGCACUAAAAUACUUCUUGUUAAUGAACAAAUUAUUUUCCAUCCAAACUUAUUGGGGCCCUCUAGCCUGAGCUUGUAAUAUAUUGAAUUUCCGUAUAAUAAAAUCUCUU